Vanessa tameamea is the source of this 649-nucleotide messenger RNA. RefSeq lists its product as uncharacterized. The transcript is spliced from 3 exons. The record is from RefSeq and is a predicted model, not a curated record. Lineage: Eukaryota; Metazoa; Arthropoda; Insecta; Lepidoptera; Nymphalidae. Bases 198 to 515 code for a protein of 105 amino acids.
GGCUAGUCCGCGCGCCACCCGCCCCUAACGCGAGUACACCGUCGCUCAUCAAUGGAUUGCCCGAGGUGACCGGUGUCUGACUCAACAACGCCUCACCUCGUGUAGGUGGGUAGUGGCUCUGAUGCGGAUCGGGGCGGCGGAGCGGUCCGCUCUCCGCUAGAUGAUGCGCGCAGGGUGACUCUCCUCGCCCGCGGUGCAUGUACGCAGCGGCGGGCGGCGCGUCGCUCGCGGGCCGAAAGGCGCGCCAACACGGCCGCCAGCCCGCGCCGCCGAGCCCGCACCCGCACAGCCCGGUCCAUCCCGCGCCCACCGGCGUCCGCGCCUACUCCUGCCAGCACUGGGAGUCGCGGCUGCUCGCGCCCCCGCCCCGUACCCUCUCCGCUCUCGAGCCGCAGUCGCCAUGCGACGUCGUCGAGGUACUGCCUGUAUGUUGUGCCUGUGCCUACGUGUCGAUGUUAUCUAGUUUAAGCAUGUCAUGUAAAAGAGCCACACACGACACUAAUCCAGCGGCUUAACUUAUGUUCAAACUGUUUGCAUUUGCACUAGAUUAAGCCGCUCGAGUGCGUAUGUAGCUUCAACGGUUUAUGUGCUGUUACUAUUAAGUAUUGAGCUUCUUGUAAUAAGUUUGGUAAAUAUAGCAUUCAAUGUA